AUUUUAUUUCGUUCGUCGUUCUACUGCGAAUUAUAGUAAUUUUCCAUAAAAAUAUUUAAGUUUUCGCCAUAAAAAUUGAUGAAAAUCGUUCCUGCUGUGUAUAUUUCGCCAUAUUAGUGUCAUUUGUGAGGUUGACGGAUGUUGCAAGUCGAUAUUUAGCGAUUAAAGAUAAUGUUAUGUCCUUAGAGAGUUAAUACAUUUUAUCAAUAACUCGAUUCUAUAUAGCUACGACUGUGUUUUUGAUAAAAAACAUGACGUGUUAAUGUAAUACGGGCAACGCCGACGCACACGGCUAUACGCACAAACCAUGAUGGCCCAGCAGGAGCCUCUGCACUUGGGGGCCCCAAAAAUAGAGCCCCUAUACUUUGGUCAGCCCCAGGCAGAGCCGUUGCACCUCGCACCACCAAAACAGGACCCGUACUACGCUCCACCACUUAAACCAACACCAUACUAUAAAUCCGACUUAUACAUGGGACCGAAGCUGGAACCGAUGGUGCAGAUAAGUGAACAGCCUAGCCAAUCUACCGAAUCACAAAUAAAAUUGGACGAAAAAGAUGAAAUUACUGAAAAACCUAAAGAUAUGAAGUUUAUAAGCGUUACAAGUUCGUUGUUGACUCCAGAACAGAGAGAAAUGUAUGAGUCUGUCCUGGCUACGUGGAAACCGUCUCACCUGCCUACCCCGAUAACACGGUUCCAGAAGCGAUACUUCUGUCAGAAAUGCAAUAAAGAAUUUAAAAACUAUCAAAACUUAUACCUGCACACUACUAGAGUACACUCAACCGAAGAAUCAGCCGUCAUAUGCAACUUAUGUGAUAAAACAUUUAAAAAUAAACAUUACCUGUACAUGCACCGAAUGAAUAAGCACUAUUCUGAGAGCGAGAAAUGUUACUGCCAAUAUUGCCUGCAAGAGUUUCGGACCAGGCGUGCUCUACACAUGCACAUAAAACGGAUCCACCCAACAACACUGCCAGAGUUGAAGUGCCCGGAAUGUGGCAAACAGUUCUCCGUACCGUACAAACUUAGAUACCACAUGGAAUCGGUCCACCGAGCUGACAAGGACAAGCACAAAUGCCCGAUUUGUCUGAAGCUUUACAAAAACCCGUUGAAUUUAAACCGUCAUGUGCAAUUUCAGCACUCGGAAAUGGAGAGACAUCCGUGUGUUUUCUGCGAUAUGACUUUUAAGUCCCGUCAUCAUAUGAAACGGCAUGUUCUCAAUAUUCAUCCGCCUUUAGAGUCCAAAGUUCAGUGUCCGGAGUGCCUGAAAGAGUUCAAGAACGACCAGUAUUUGAAGGAGCAUAUGCAGGUGCACUCGUCAUUGGACACGAAGGUGAAAUGUGACUUGUGUGAUAAGUUCUUCCACUCCGCUAUACGCUUGAAGAAGCAUAAAAAAAUAGUGCACCCGUCAAAGCCCAAGCUCCGCUGCGAGAAGUGCAACAAGGAGUUUGCGCACGCGCAUUACCUGCGCCGGCACAACAACGCGGUGCACAUGGACCUCGCCGAGGAGAAAUAUGAACAUGCGUGCGAGCAGUGCGGAAAGAAGUUUAAACUGAGGAGGUAUUUGAACAACCAUCUCCAAAGACACGAGCAGCAGCACCUAAAAAGGAUUUCACAAAUGGUGAAGACAGUGAUGAACGAAGACGGUGUCCCGAAGAAGAGAGGGAGACCCAAGCGAGAGAGGAAGGAGAUAGAAUUCAUCAAAUGUGAACCAGUCUCCAGUUCCGAGGACUCCGAUGAUGAAACGGAGUCCGAAUCGGAGUAACAUAGUGAGUUGUAACAGACAGUUUUGUGAUAGUCAAUUUCAUAAUAGUCAAUUUUGUGACAGUUUUGUGCAGUGUUGCGGAAUAUGGUGCUAUUUCCUGUAAACACCAUCUAAUUUUAUUUUAAGUUAUAUCUGUCAUUUUCUUAUCCGCCGCAAAGGAAGGGACGGGUAAUCGACAAGCAUAAAAUUUAUGUAACACACGUCAAUUUUAAACACAAAUCUAAUUCUUCCUAAAAUUAAGAGCUGUCAAUCUUCCGUCCCUUUCCUUUCCUGGAUAAUGAAAUGACAGGUAUAACUUAAAGUAAAAUUAGGAGGUGUUUGCAGGAAUCGGGGCCACUACCUAACUAAUCUAAAUAUCGUUAAGCCUCUCGAUAUUGAAAAUUUUACAAUUAGAUCGAUUAACUUCCCUUUUUUUUCUUUAUUUUCUUUUCUUUUUCUUUUCUUUUUUUUUAAGUAGCAUAGAGAAUGCUACACCGACAAGAGCGGGCCUCUUAAAUUAGUGAUGAUGAACUUUUCUAACGCCGGAACGCAGAUCUCAACCAGACGCAAUGUAAAGUGUAGACACUAUUGUGGUUGGUAUCUCGACAGAUGAGAGGUUUAAUUGUAGAAUCGAUUGUUGCAAUAAAAUCGAUUUCACCGACAGUAUUGCAACUAUUUCACUAAUGGAUAAUAUCGAUUAUAUCUAACGAUUGUUAAAUUAUAAUCGGCAUAAUUGUAGAAUUUUCAAUAUUGAUAUUUAGAUUAUUUAGGGGCUUAGAAAAAUAAUUGGUACACAGUCGUUUAUCGUGCAACACUAGUUUUGGACAAAAUUGUGACACAGUAGACUCGCUGCGCGAAUUAGCGAACGCUUCGACCAAUAAACGAUACGAAUGCUAUCUACGUAGAUGGACGUCAAACGGCUAUUGGUCGAAGCGCUCAAUAUAAUUCGCGGUUACCGUGCAGAGCCUACUGGUUGCUUUAAUUUAUAUUUUAACUGCUAGAAGCUAUCGUCCUUUCAAAUGUCAUUCGGAUGUUAUUACUACUUCGACGCAUCACAUGACAUAAACAGCCUAUAUACGUCCCACUGCCGGGCACAGGCCUCCCCUCAAUCAACCGGAGCGGGUAUAGAGCAUACUCCACCACGCUGCUCCAAAUUUCAAUAUAGUUUUUUUAAAUAAAUUGCUUCUAUCUGACCUUUUUAGAACGCCUGAAGAAAUAGUCCAGAUGUGAUGUCAAUAGUCCUACAGUGCUGUGUAGAUAAGUCCCAGGUUCGAUUCCAGGUGACAUGUAACGUGUAAAUAAUGUAAUUACCUAAAUGUAAAUAAUUCAAAUGUUAUCCUUGUUUUAAAUAAUUAUUGAGUAUGGAAUAUUUUAUUUUUUUGAUGGAUUGGUGGAAUAACAGUUCUUUUUACACAUAUGUAUUUGUAUUUUGGCGGCGAGGGUGUGCUGCCGCCAAAGGAUGUUUUCGGGGUACCGAACUGAGCAUAGUACCCCGCUAGCCACAAGUUGGUAGUGUGACUAGGGAUCCACGAUCCGACAGUGUUGUGUUGGAAGAUGUAUAUAUGCGUCUUGCUGUGUAAACUUCGAUACCGCGUUUCACGACCGCUUGAAGAAUGUGACGCCAUCUGUUGCAUGUGAGCGGAACUAGGUGGCCAACUAGUUGGGUCCGCUACAGUAUAUUUACCUAGCGUUAUCCCGUUUCUCACAGGGUCCGCUUACCUAACCUGAAGAGUUGACAAGUCCGGUUUUUACAGAAGCGACUGCCUGUCUGACCUUCCAACCCGCGAAGGGAAAACCAGCCCAAUACAGGAGGUCACAUACCUCCGAAAAUGAAUUUCUCGGGAAUGUGGGUUUCCUCACGCUGAGCACGUGAUAAUCAUUUAUGAUCCAAACAUGAAUUCGACAAUCAUUGGUGCUGGAUUCGAACCUGCGACCUCAAAGUGACUGGCAAGCUUUGGGCUACCACGGCUCAUUAUACACUAAUAUGUAUAACCGACUAUAUUGUUUUAAAAUGAUUUUACACAGCACAGAAUACAACAUCUCCAAUUUGGUCAAUGUACGUCGUGUGCAUACAUAAACAGCCUAACGUCCCACUGCUGGGCACAGGCCUCCCCUCAAUCAACCGGAGGGCGUAUGGAGCAUACUCCACCACGCUGCUCCACUGCGGGUUGGUGGAGGUGUUUCCGGCUAAUAGCCGGGACCAACGGCUUAACGUGCCUUCCGAAGCACGGAAUCAUCUUACUUUUUCGGACAAUCAGGUGAUUCGAGCCUGAAAAGUCCUUACCAAACAAAGGACAGUCUCACAAAGUGAUUUCGACAAUGUCCCCAUCGGGAAUCGAACCCGGACCUCCAGAUCGUGAGCCUAACGCUCUAACCACUAAACCACGGAGGCUGUUACGUCGUGUGCAUGAUAAGUAAUUUCAAAUAUAAAUACACAUCAAAGACUCCUAACAAAGAACUGUAAUUUCCCCAUUGGUCAUACAUAGUUAAGUAUACAGGUUGUUAGUGACAUCGUAACGUAAAACUUUGAGGAAUGAUUCUAAGUUGAUAUCAAGUGGAAUUCCCUGUCGGAAAAUACAUGAAUAUUUUAGUGUUUUCUACAUACUUUUGCGACGGAAAAUUCCACUUGAUAUCAACUCAGAAUCGUGGUCUGAAUCAUUCCUCAAAGUUUUCGUUACGAUGUCACUACCAUCCUGUAUACAUUUAUAAAAUGAUACACACAAAAGUGUAUAUAUAUUAUUAUAUUUAAAUAAUUUUAUUUUUUAUUAUACUUUCUGUAUAAUACAUUGUUUAUAAAUUAUGUGAAAUAGUAAAUUCAUGUAUUUUUUCAGCUAGGUAUCAAAUUUACAUUUUUAACGGUCUCUUCGACCUCUCGGUGUUUGUAAAAAAAUAAAAAUUUAAGUCAAUUUUUACUAAUUGAGUAAGUACUAGCAUAACUUACACUUGGCUGUAAAGAGUAGAAAUUCAAGGUUAUUAAACCCGUGUUUUCACUUGGCAACAUUAGCGCGUCAUGAUGCCCAGCGUGUUGAAAGUUAGCGCGGAACUUUGUUUAAUUAUUUCUUAUCGAGUGCUUAAAUACAAAGUUUCAUGGUUUUAUCUUUUAAAAUUAAAAUAUCCCAUACAAAAUUUCAACCUCUAUUUCAACCUCUUCAUCCCUUUUUAUCGCAAUAAAAGGUUUCUUUCUCAGGGUCUAAAAAUUGUCUGUGCCAAAUUUCAUCAAAAUCGGUUGAGAGGUUUAA
Molecule: messenger RNA, 4977 nt
Organism: Pectinophora gossypiella (pink bollworm)
Lineage: Eukaryota; Metazoa; Arthropoda; Insecta; Lepidoptera; Gelechiidae
Product: zinc finger protein 58-like
Exons: 4
Coding region: 308-1759 (483 amino acids)
Biological process (GO): regulation of transcription by RNA polymerase II
Cellular component (GO): nucleus
Molecular function (GO): RNA polymerase II transcription regulatory region sequence-specific DNA binding; DNA-binding transcription factor activity, RNA polymerase II-specific
Source: RefSeq, a predicted model, not a curated record